AUGAGUUUCCUGGAACGCUCCCAUCUCCUCCCCUCCUCCCUUAUCCUUUUCAUCCUUUCUCUUCUUUCAAUCCAGCAAUCGUAUUUGGUGUCGCCGCAACGGCCGGCGUCGUCGCCUUUUAAGGUCGGACUGAUUCUCAACCUCGACUCUCUCGUGGGCCGCAUGGCACUCACGUCGAUCCGCAUCGCCGUCGACGACUUCUACACCGCCCACCCCCGCUCCUCGAACCAUCUCGAACUCUUAGUCCGCAAAUCCAAUGAUGUUGUCACCGCCGCCUCUGCUGCGAUGGAACUGAUGAUGAAGCACGAAGUGCGGGCCAUCCUCGGCCCGCAGACGUCGAUCGAGUCGGAGUUCGUCGCCGAACUCGGCUCGAAGGCCCAUGUCCCGAUCGUUGCCUUCUCGGCCACCAGCCCCUCGGUCUCGCACUCCCACUCCCCCUACUUCCUCCGCGCUGCUGCGAACGACGCGGCCCAGGCGGCCGCCAUCGCCGACCUUGUGUCGGCCUAUGGCUGGCGUCGCGUCGUCCCGGUCUACGAGGACAACGACUAUGGCUCCGCCCUCGUCCCCUACCUAAUCGACGCCCUCAACGCCGCCGGCGCUGCCGUCCCCUACCGCUCGGCAAUUCCGGCCUCCGCCUCCGACGACUACGUCUCCGCCGCGCUGUACCGCCUCGCAACGGAGCAGAUGCGCGUGUUCGUCGUUCACAUGCGGCCGGACCUCGCCGCCCGGUUCUUCCCGCUGGCGAGCGACGCCGGCAUGGUGAGCGCUGGAUACGUGUGGAUCAUCACCGACGGCCUCACCGCCCUCCUCGGCUCCGGCAUCGACGCAGCCACCGUAGCCGAGUCGAUGCAGGGCGUGCUUGGCCUCGCGCCGUUCACCCCGAAGUCGGGCCGCGUGAACGAAUUCAAGAGGAAGUGGCGCCGCCGGUUCUCGGAAGAAAAUCCAGCCGACGACGUCACCACAGCCGCCGCAACCAGCAGCUACGCUCUGUGGGCGUACGACGCCGCGUGGGCCGUUGCAGAGGCCGCCGACCGGCUCGGUCCGGUGGGACCGGAGUAUGUCGGGGCCGGCACGGAGCCCACCGAUAUCGCGAAUUUGCCCGUGUCGAGCACGGGGCAUGAGCUACUGAAGCUGCUAGAGGAGGCCGAAUUCGACGGCCUCGGGGGGGAAUUCCGGCUGGAUGACGGGGAGCUGAACGUGACGGCGUUCUGGAUCGUGAACGUGAUCGGCGAGGGCGCGAGGGAAAUCGGAUUCUGGACGCCGCAACACGGGCUGUCUCGGCGGCUUGACGGGAGCGGGGAGGGGCUCGCGGGGGUGAUAUGGCCCGGGGAGUCGAUGGUGGAGCCGAAGGGGUGGGAUCGGCCGACGAGCGGAGCGGUGCUGAGGGUCGCGGUGCCAGGGCCGGUCGACGUGGGAUUCCACGGCUUCCUGGACAUCGAGACGGACGCAGCGACGAACCGGACGAUGGCUGGCGGGUUCGUGCUGGCGGACGUCGUGAGCUACCACACGCUCGUCCAGCAGGUCGCCAAUGGGAGCUACGACGCAGCAGUGGCCGACAUAACGAUCACGGCCAACCGGUCGCAUCAAGUGGACUUCACGCUGCCGUACAUGGCGUCGGGCGUGUCAAUGGUGGUGGCGGUGCGCGACGAACGGAGCACCAUCUGGGUCUUCAUCAAGCCCUUGAAACAGGACCUCUGGCUGGUUAGCGCCGCUUUCUUCAUCUUGACCGGCGCAGUCGUGUGGGCUUUGGAGCACCGCAUCAAUGACGAAUUCAGGGGGCCGCCAUCGAACCAGCUCGGCACCGUCUUCUACUUCUCGCUCUCCACGCUCGUCUUUGCUCACAGGGAGAAUGUGGCGAGCAACCUAUCUAAGUUCGUUGUGGUGAUAUGGGUAUUCGUGGUGCUCAUACUGCAAUCAAGUUACACAGCCAGCCUGACUUCGAUGCUCACCGUGCAAAAGCUUAAGCCGGCUUUCGUAGGCUUCGACGAUCUUAAGAACAGCGGCAAAAACGUCGGAUACCUUCAAGACUCUUUUGUCAAGGGGGUCUUGCUGAACAGAGGUUUCGAUGAGUCGAGACUAGUGUCGUUUAAGUCUCCUCAGCAGUACGAGGAGGCGCUCUCCAAUGGCACCGUCGCUGCUAUUGUCGACGAGAUUCCGUAUCUGAAGCUCGUCUUUCUCAAGAAGUACUGCAGUAACUACACGAUGGUGGGGCAGUUGAAUAAGACCGGCGGAUUUGGCUUUGCAUUUCCAAAAGGCUCGCCGCUAGUCUCGGAUCUCUCGAGAGCGAUCCUCAACAUAACGGAGAGCAACGAGGUCACCGAGAUUCAGAGAAAAUGGUUCGGCGACGAAUCUACCUGCCCGAGCCAAGACAACCCCUUAUCAUCCAACCAACUCGGCUUCGAAAGCUUCGCGGGGCUCUUCCUCAUCACCGGAACCGCUUCUCUCUGCGCUUUCGUACUUCACUUAGCAUCCUUCCUCUACAAAAACAGAUACAAACUGCGAAACAUUGCCUCUCAAAACUCUUUCUUGCCGACGCUUCGCUUGAUCGCUAAGCUCUUCGACGACAAGGAUCUCUCGGCCCACACGUUCAAGAGGGCGCAACCGAAGGACGGGUCGAUGAAAGCGGAGAAUAGAGAUACUGGUGUUUCACCUUAUGAGACAUACACAGCUAGCCCCGUGAGCAUGUCUAACUACACAUUUGAAGAAGGGCGAACGACGCCGUCGGUCGAGCCCGCGAGCUCGAUCGUGUUUGAAAUCGAGCCCGCGAGCCCGGUAACGGAGACAACAAUGCACACUGCAGGACAUGGUUGAUAUUAGAUUGAGCUUAGGCUAGUUGUUCAACCCCACAUUGGAUGGAAAAAUUAUAUUGGAUAUGAAUACUUACUAUUAGGGUGUAUAUAUACAAAAAUAUGUACAUAUUAGGAAUAUGAGAUCUAAAAAUGUAUUUGCAAGAAUGUGACACCAAUGUAAUGGGCCUAAAAAGUUCUCAUAUUUGCAUAAUGUAAAUGUUUACACAUCUUUAAUGGCAUAC
Messenger RNA from Ananas comosus (pineapple), 3031 nucleotides. RefSeq names its product glutamate receptor 2.7-like. The record is from RefSeq and is a predicted model, not a curated record. Lineage: Eukaryota; Viridiplantae; Streptophyta; Magnoliopsida; Poales; Bromeliaceae. Gene Ontology annotation, molecular function: signaling receptor activity; ligand-gated monoatomic ion channel activity. The transcript has 5 exons. The coding region runs from base 1 to 2811 and encodes 936 amino acids. Gene Ontology annotation, cellular component: plasma membrane.